CAUUGUCUAUAUAAAUACGGUUAUACCACAUUAUACGCUUCACAUAGUUCAACUGGCAAUCUAAGUAACAACAUGGACGCCAAGAUCAGUCUACUUUUACUCGCUCUCUUUGGUCUAACUCUGCGGCUGACUCAGGUCAGCUUGGCGGCCAAAUGGCCCAAGUGUAAGAACGAUUCAGAUUUAUUGGACUACUACACCAAACUUUUUGAGGGAUAUGCAGGAUCGUCCGCGGUUAAAAGACAGGUAAGAGCUACUUAGUGGUCUGAGGUUAAUAAUUUAGACAAACGACUGCCCAAUGGCAAAUGCAGGAAUCAACCCCAUCAAACUUUAUUGCCGUCCAGUUUUCAGAUUCUGCUAAGACAGCGAAACUGAAACUUUCCCGGACAUUUUUUUACAAUUGCAUGCACUCAACAGUACCAAAAUAAGAUUAAUAGGAUAUUCAUUAAAUUGGAUAUAUUAAAUCAUAUAAUUACAACAAGAAUAGGUUAUUUAUAGCUAUGUCACGAAACAGUCAACAUAAUAACCAAGAUGAUAAUAGCCGAGAUUAUCUCAAAAUUCUUAAAGAAUGCAUAUGACUUUUCCUCGAAACAUCGAAAUUCUUCAAUUGUUUUCUUGAUGUUGUUUGAUCCUGUAGUCGUUGUUGGUCAGUUGUUGGGUGCAGUGUUUUUUACAUUCAUGUUUGGUAAUGUUAUCUUUCGUUACAGUGGAGCUUCGGUGACAAUCGUAAUUGUUGUAAAAACAUAGUCUAGACUAGGCUAAAUAAUUAUGUAGUUAGAUUGGCAUAUAAUACUUGAUAUAAAGCGCAUUGGGUGAUAUCCACACGUAAACUUGCGCUAUAGAAAUGCAGUUGAACUCAAUGUUGGAAGGCAGCAUGGUCAGGUCUGACGUUAUUCUAAAGACUUUUAUCUAACAGCAUCAGCCAAUGCAAUGGCGAGCGAUGUUGGACUGGUUUAGGCACUACAUAGGGGAAAUAAAGAAAACCCUGUAUCGAGCUCUUCAAAGUUCAAACAUGAAUGAUUUUGAAUGACAGUUACGAAAUUCAAACAUUCAAACGGCCGUUAAAUAACCGACUUUGAUACUGGCCAUUUCAAACUGGCGGUCAGGAAACAAUACAUUGCUUCCUGCGGUUUGAAAAUUUAAUUACUAACACUCUUUUCUUUAUUCGAUAUUGGCAACUUUCUGAAUCACUCUUUCAUGGCUUUUCCUGCAUGCCAUAUAAAUAUACAUUUGAACAUUGGUUUUCAGUAUAAAUUUUAAGUAUAAUUUUUAAUGUCGAUUAUACAGCGCGUGGUCGCCGCUCAACACACCCAUUCAGAAAGUACUUCACUUAGGCCAUAUACAGCGUUUUCGUGUGUGUGUUAUAUUGUUAAACUAAUGUCACACUCACGAAAACAAGGCUCUUUUAAUUUGCCAAAAUGACGUACUUUCCGCUCUAGCCAGAGGCUUACAAUACACACCCCCGACAACUAAGGCAUAAGGUUCAGUUUUUGGUGAGGGGGCGGGGGAAACUAAGUCAUGUCCUGGCUAUCUUCAUUUUAUACGUAAAACACUAAAAAAUCAUGACUGUGAACGAUCUUGUAUUUUCCUGAUACAAAAUUUUGCUGAUUUACACAUAUUUGUUUUCCCCACCAAUCAUUCAUGUCUAUGAGUAUGAGUAUGAGAUUGUUGACGUUAAUUUUUCAUCAGGACGAAUCACAAGCAUGCAAUAUAUCCAUGCAGUAUUCGCGUCUGUGUUGUAUAUAAGAUAAACAACUACCGCGACUUUGGAUCGCUCAUGUUUGUAUAUGAUAUCUUACUAUGAUACAACACAGCCCCACUAUCCCGGACAAUCAAGGGAAACAUAUUCUAAUAUACGUAUCCUAUCCUAACUUUCCUAGAUGACAUGGACGUUCAGUUGUCUUCACGCAUCAGUCAUUAAAGACGAAAACGACAACUCCUUGUUUUCAUAUCAAAUCUACCAAUGCUGUGCUAAAUGUGAAUUUCCAAACUUCUCACUCUGCACGCUCGCGGAUUAUCCGAAUUGGCAGUGUGGGAGUGAGGCUUAUGAUUGCGUGUUUGGAUGCCGUGAUGAGGACAGUGUGUUGGAAGCUGUGGUUUCUGCUUAUAGUCUGGGUAUGAGCAGGAAACGAGAAUUGAAUAUCACAGACACUCAGGUAAGAUAUACAUCAGGAUUUUGGGCAUCUAACUCCAUAUAAUUUUAAAAUUGUUACCAGGGAAAUGUACUAUAGGCCUACAGUUGCAUUUUUCGCAACUGCUGCUGGCCAGAUCUAAUAAAUGUCAUAAAAAUUCGACUCACAAUUUCCAUCUACAAUCCUUUCAAGAACAAGGUAAGGUGUACGCAUUUUAUUUUUGUAACACUUUUCAUAUAAGAUUUCAUCGCUUUUUUAUCAUGCCAUAAUAUUCCAUUAUGUCCAGACUAUUUUUUCGUACUACAAGAUUCUAAGAUCUUUCUAUCUGAGUUAAGGGAUUAUUGAGCCCUCAAAUCUUCAAUCUUAAUCUAGUGAUCAAUCUAGCCCUGCACAGACAACCUUGUCGUGUCAUUGCUUGCGAACCACUGCUUCUUACUUCCUUCUUCUUAAACGCAGAUCUGGUCCCAGACUCACUCAGGAUCGGCUGUCUAGUCCUCCAUUACUUUCUGUCCCUUGUCAUUUCUACUGUCAGUUGCUUGAUAUUUAGAUCUUCUUUCACAUAGCCUAUCCACAUCUGUCAUGGCUUCCUACUUAUCCUGCCCCAUGUUAUCUCCGCUCAAUAAUAUAUCUGAGUAGCAUUCCAUCUUUUCUUAUCACGAUCCCAUUUCAGCCGUAAUGUCUGCCACCCCACAUCUUCUGAUCUCUUCAUUCCAUAAUAACUCUGACCUGCUCCCAUUCAUCUUUUAUUAUUAGAUGUCUAUACCAUCUCAGUUUUGCUUUCUUCAUCUUCUCCGCAAUAUAUGCCAGCCAGUGGUGCCACCCCACAUCUUCCGAUUCUUUUUAUCCCUUCUCAUUAUGCAUGUGUCCAUAACAUGUCAUCUUUGCAAUGUUUACUUCCACAUUUUCUAAUAUCUCCAUUCCAUAAUGUCUCUAACAAGCUCUUCUUCAUUCCCCCUUGAUGCCUGUCCAUAUCUUGGUUCCCUCAUUUUUCAGCAAAGUUUACCACUUCACAUGUUCUUCAGAUCUCCUCAUUCCAUUAUGUCUCCGACCGACUUUCCUUCAUCUCUUCUACUCGAAUUAUUACCUGUUCAUAGUAUUCCAGUUUCUCACCCCUUUUCUGCAAUGUCUACCACCACUUAUUCCAAAACUUUCAUUCCUUGCAGGUGACUAAGGUAAGAAAACAAUUACGGCUCUUACGACGCGAGAAGAAAUGCUAUGAGAGAACGUGUACAGUUACAAAUGGAGUAAAAGAUUGCUGCUUGAAAAGCACGUGUGUCUCACUCAAGAGCCUUACAACAAAACUAGGCAAAGCAAAGAAGAAUCGUGAAAAACUGUUGAAAAAAUUGGCAAAGGCAAAGUCGACAACGAGAUAGGAAUGAGAGAACUGAUUUGAAAACUACUUUUUCUGGACAAUGUAUUUAGUUUUGAUUAUAACAGUUUCGUUUAGUUAAGAAUGGUUUUUAGUUUAUCAAGAGUGAGCUUCCACACAACAAAUUUGAUUAUGUAUCAUGCAUAAAUUUUACGUUACGAUCGAAUUGGAGAACAGCCUUUAUAGUCUUUGUGCAAGACUCGUGCUGAAAGACAGACAAACACACACACAUACAAACGUGCAUGGAUGAUUAAAUUGAUUUAGAAAUAUAUAGCGUACCAAUUAAGUUGUUGUAAUCAUUAAUACGAAAAAUAUUAAUAUGAUUUGCGGAGAUAACGAU
Messenger RNA from Paramuricea clavata, 3838 nucleotides. The record is from the annotation of a GenBank genome assembly. Lineage: Eukaryota; Metazoa; Cnidaria; Anthozoa; Malacalcyonacea; Plexauridae.